GUCCUGUGGCUGGGCUGCAGUUCAUUUCGCUAGAAGCACAAAGUUUCCUCUUUAAUUACAGCAGUAAAACCUGACAGGUAAGACUCGGACAGCGCAAUGUCUCGAGUGAUGGAACCGGCUCAUACAUUUCUGCCUUCUGAGUGGAAACAUGCAAACCGGGUGCAUUUUAGGAGUGCUGAAACUGAGAGGGCGCGCUCAGAGCGACUCGCCGCAGAAUGCAAGCGACUGAUAGAGGAGAGUGAGAAGUCUGCGAAGCGCAUGCAGCAGGAUGCCAACCAGAGGCUGGAGCAUAGAAUUAAAGACAUUAAGUUCUGGAGGCAAGAGCUGGACCAGAAACUGCAGGAGGUGGUGCAGGAGAUUGAGGUGCUCAUCACCUUUAAAAAUAGAGUUGAGAGAGCACUGGAGAGCUGCUCAGAGCCUCUUAAAGCCACUCUAGACUGUCUGAAUGAGAGACAGAAGCGGGUGGCGAUAGACCUGGUGAGUGAUGAGGUGGAGAGGGAGCUGCUGAAGGAGAAGGACGUGAUAGAGGGAGUGAUAACCCUCCUCCAGCGCACUCUGGAGCAGAUAAUUGAGCAGAUUAGACUGAACCGCUCAGCCAAAUAUUACUUGGAAAAAGAUCUACGAGAUAAAUUUCAGGCAGAGCGCAUUGAUGACUUCUGCUCCAUGCUCACCAGCACUUCAGCCAAUGUUGAGGAGCAGAUUGGAGCGGCACAGUUCACUGCAGGAGGGGCUGCAGUGACCCCAGAGGAGUGGGAGAGCUUCUCCAACGUAAACAUCAGCAAGGCAGAGAAAGAGAGGAACAACUCCCUCUCUCUGAGAGCACUAGUGGACAGUCUGCUAGAACAGACAGCUGCGGACAUGCGGCAGCAGCAUGAUGCAACAGGCACUGCACUGGAGCUGCGCAUACAGGAGACGAGGACGGCCAAAGCCCUGCUGGAAGACCAACUCGACAAGUUGCUGGUGGAGAUGGCAAACCAGGAACAGAACGUGGAGGCUCUGAAAGUGGCCAUUGCUGAUAAAGAGGAGCCACUGAAAGUGGCCCAGACGCGUCUGUAUGCACGCAGCCAGCGACCUGGCAUUGAGCUCUGCCACGACCCCGUGCACACACGCCUGCUGUCUGAAGUGCAGGAGCUCACAGGCCACAUCAUGAGGUUAAAAGAAGGCUUAGCCCAGUCAGAGAUGGAGCUCAAAGCCCUGACCCGAAAUCAGCUGGCUCUGGAAGAGGAGAUCCAGGUUAAAUCCCACUCACUCUACAUAGAUGAAGUGAUUUGCUCCCAGCUCCGUCAGCCAAUAACAAUUCACAACUUCUGACAAAUCUGUAGAUGUCAGCUAAUGUUGCUCUGUCAUCAGUAGCGUUUACUCAUUACUCAGACUUACUGGAAAAAAAAUUGGAAAUAUAUCUGGAAAUAUAGUUCUGGUAUGUUCUUUGUUUUGUCAUUUUUAUACAACAGUCCAUAUCUGUAGUCAAUUUUAUGCUGUUAUUAUGGUUGGGAAACCUUGAGAAAGAGAGGAAAGAAACUUUAUGCUGUAAUAACAAUUCGGCUGUGCAGCACUGUAAAGCGAUGAUCAGUUGCACCAGAAUUCCUCAGACUCAAUA
Molecule: messenger RNA, 1597 nt
Organism: Pygocentrus nattereri (red-bellied piranha)
Lineage: Eukaryota; Metazoa; Chordata; Actinopteri; Characiformes; Serrasalmidae
Gene: tekt1
Product: tektin 1
Exons: 8
Coding region: 97-1311 (404 amino acids)
Biological process (GO): cilium movement involved in cell motility; cilium assembly
Cellular component (GO): microtubule cytoskeleton; nucleus
Source: RefSeq, a predicted model, not a curated record